This is a messenger RNA of Iphiclides podalirius (scarce swallowtail), 423 nucleotides long. The record is from the annotation of a GenBank genome assembly. NCBI's taxonomy places the organism in Eukaryota, Metazoa, Arthropoda, Insecta, Lepidoptera, Papilionidae.
AUGGCUUCGAUAAUACCCAGAGAUAUAGCAAACGGGCUCAAAGGUUUAGACGCGAAUCGCUAUGCUACGAAGAAAACGGUCGCACAGGGCAUGCUGGACAUCGCCCUACUUACAUCGAACGCGUCUCAAUUGAAGUAUGUCCUCCAAGUGGGACAGAAACACGAGUUUUACACUCUGCUGGUGGUCCUAAUAAGCAUAUCGAUUGUGCUGCAGGCUAUCGCUGGAAUCCUGGCUUUAAUAAUUUCAUCUUUGGACGGUGAACAUAACGAAAAGCAAAAGAAGAUGGCCGAUGGCCUAUACCACGUGUCAUUAGCUUUAAUGACUGGUGUUGUUUUCUGCGACGUCAUCAAAAUGACUUUCGGAUUCGACCCGGCUCUCUCAGAGCAAGACUACUAUGGGAAUAGGGCUUCAAAUAUGCAGUCG